AGAGGGGAAGAGAGAGGGCAGGAAGGAGAGGGCGCGAUUUUUGACCACUGUUGACUUGCUCUAGCCUAGACAGGACGCAGUCGCAUGUUGUGUAAGUCGUAUUUGACUUCAUUACACGAUCAUCUUUCGUGUGCCAGUUUCUUAAUAGGUACAUUCGAAAUCAUGACGCAAAACCCAUCGCCUUCACCCCCUGAUCCUAAGUUCGUCCUGCGCGGUGAAAUGGAACCUGUCUCCUGCAUUGAGUUUAUGUCAGAUCAUACUCUUUAUGCCGGGACGCAAGAUGGAAAAAUUCAUGUUUGGGACUUAAUCAAAAACAGGAGGAAAACUUCAUUCCAAGCUGGAAAUUCGGUUUGUAUAGCUAUAAAAGUUUUUCAAAAUGGUAUUUUAUCACAGUGUAAGGGAGAAGGAGUGAGUUUAUGGACAUUCUCCGACAAUUAUCAACUAGAAUUUCAGUAUGAAAACCCCUAUAUUGGAUUCUGUAAAUUGGAGACAGAUGGUCAUGAGAUCUGUAGCUCCUUAUUUAUGCCGGCAGAGAACUCGGAAGUAAAAGUCAUGGAUUUAAACAGCUACAAAAUAAUAAAUACAUUUUGUUGUACUUCUGGCAAAGUUGGAGAGAUAAUGGUUAUGAAAUGUAUAAGGCUGGAUAAUACUGUAUUAUUGUUAGUAUGUUAUGAAAGUGGUGAUAUUUAUCUCUGGAAUGUGUUAAGAGGUACUCCUAUAAGUAAGUUCAAAAUAUCUAAUGUGCCAAUGGCUGUUGAUUUUGACGAAGAGAAAAGAAAAGGUAUUUUUGGAACCGAGUCAGACUCAGCUAUUAUAUUUAAAAUAGGUGUUGGCUUCGAAUUUGGCACUGAAAUGUCUGUAACGUUGACCAAUCCUGGUGUGAGUGCUGUCACCAUUCGAAGUGACAAAAAAAUAUUUGUUCUCGGCUGUUGGGAUGGCAAUCUAAGAGUUUACUCCUGGAAAACAGGUCGCAUUUUAGCUGUACUCUCUGAGCAUAAAGAUACCAUUAAUGCUCUGUCUUACUCAUCAAAGAUUAUUCCAUUAUGGGGGUCAAUUCUUCUUGCAGCAGCAAGCAAAGACAAAAGCAUUUCUCUUUGGAGUUUCCUUUAAAUAUUUUCAGUCUCAAGGACCCUUUUUGUUGAGAGAGUAUAGACAGCUUUAAAGACAAUUCUGCUUAAUAAGUUAGUUUUACAUUUAUUCUUUUCAACGAAAUGACUUUAAAUUAAAACACACAUGUUACAUUUAUAAAUAAGCAAAGCUGUUUACUUUUGGUAAAUCCGAACAUUUUCCAAAAGGGGGCCACAUUUUAUUUUGGAAAGUACCACUACAAAAGUAGGAUUUUAUUAAAUUAUCAGAAAGGUUAAGCACUCAUUCUUGAACCAGACA
Frankliniella occidentalis (western flower thrips) is the source of this 1386-nucleotide messenger RNA. Its product is annotated as guanine nucleotide-binding protein subunit beta-like protein 1. Gene Ontology annotation, molecular function: protein binding. The transcript is spliced from 3 exons. NCBI's taxonomy places the organism in Eukaryota, Metazoa, Arthropoda, Insecta, Thysanoptera, Thripidae. Bases 85 to 1110 code for a protein of 341 amino acids. The record is from RefSeq and is a predicted model, not a curated record.